Messenger RNA from Spizellomyces punctatus DAOM BR117, 924 nucleotides. RefSeq lists its product as uncharacterized. Lineage: Eukaryota; Fungi; Chytridiomycota; Chytridiomycetes; Spizellomycetales; Spizellomycetaceae. The transcript has 4 exons. Bases 1 to 924 code for a protein of 307 amino acids. The record is from RefSeq and is a predicted model, not a curated record. Gene Ontology annotation, molecular function: oxidoreductase activity.
AUGCCUGUUGAACAGUAUCAACAAGGACAAGUUCCUCCCGUCCAGCAUCAAAAAGCUCCUGGACUCCAAUCCAAGAUGGAGCCCAACCCCUUAAGUUCCACGUUACCAUCGUCGACCGAUGAAGGUCAAGUGACACUGGAGAGGUACAAGGCAGCUGGGAAAUUGGAGGGAAAAGCAGCAUUGAUUACCGGGGGAGAUUCUGGUAUCGGUCGUGCAGUUGCGGUUUUGUUUGCAAUGGAAGGCGCCGAUGUCGCCAUUUCCUACCUCUCAGCAGAGGAAUCCGAUGCCCGAGACACUCAGGCGGAGGUCCAAAAACUGGCCCCUGGUCGUAAAUGUGUCCUGAUUCCUGCUGACCUGUCCAAGGGUGAGCAGACAUGCAAGGAAGUGGUAGACAAGGCCGUGAAGGAAUUGGGCAAGUUGGAUUGCUUGGUCAAUAAUGCUGCAACGCAGCAAGAGGUAGAGGGCAUUCAGGAUCUAACAGAAAACCAAAUCGAAACAACCUUCAAGGUCAAUAUUUUCUCGCAAUUCUACUUGUCAAAGGCCGCCCUCAGAUACUUUGAGGGACGGCAAGGGUGUACAAUCAUCAACACCACUUCCGUCAACCAUUUUAUGGGACAUCCUACACUGUUGGAUUAUACAUCCACCAAGGGAGCCAUUGUUGCAUUCACAAGAUCCUUGGCUGGUCAACUUGCCGAGAAGGGCAUUCGCGUCAACUGCGUAGCUCCCGGUCCCAUCUGGACUCCACUCAUUGUCUCCACAAUGACUGAUGAGAGUAAGAAAACUUUUGGCUCGAGUGUUCCAAUGAAGCGUGCCGGCCAGCCCGUGGAAGUGGCAACAUGUUUUGUGUUCCUCGCGUCAGCGGAUUCCAGUUACAUAUCUGGACAAACACUCCAUCCUAAUGGAGGCAAAGUAGUCAAUGGCUAA